Messenger RNA from Seriola aureovittata, 1350 nucleotides. RefSeq names its product neudesin neurotrophic factor (gene nenf). NCBI's taxonomy places the organism in Eukaryota, Metazoa, Chordata, Actinopteri, Carangiformes, Carangidae. Gene Ontology annotation, cellular component: membrane; endomembrane system. The coding region runs from base 389 to 745 and encodes 118 amino acids. The transcript is spliced from 5 exons. The record is from RefSeq and is a predicted model, not a curated record.
GAUUCUCCUCUUACUUACAUUGAAGACUAACAAUUUUAAUAUUUUAAUUCAGUUCACUAUUAUUAUUUGUUAAACUAGUUAGCUAGCUUGGCCAUGGGACGAUAAAAUGCCGAAAAUAUUCUACAUGAAGCAACAUUUAAAAGGAUACUGGAUUGUUUCGGUGGGCGUUUAUUUCUCGUGGCCCCUGUGCUUAGCAACACAUCCCUCUGCCACUCUGCCGGUGGCCCGGUCGGCUUUCCUAACUGGGACCGCGCUCAUCAUAAUCUACUGCGCCAUUCCAAAGCCACGCCCUCAAAACACAUGAACGCGCACUGCUGGAGUCGAGGAGAGCGGGAAUGGAGCGUAGAAGAACGUAGCGGUGAUUGUCGUUGUGAUAUCCCAAAACACAAUGGCUCAUUCACAAGAGGCACAACCUAUUUAUAUGGCAGUAAAAGGGGUGGUGUUCGAUGUCACCAGCGGAAAGGAGUUUUAUGGUAAAGAUGCUCCGUACAACGCCCUGGCUGGUAAGGACUCCACUCGAGCUGUGGCUAAGAUGUCCCUGGACUCAGCAGACCUGACAUCAGAUACUACGGGCCUGACUGAAGAGCAGCUGACGUCUCUGGAUAGUGUAUUUGAAGGCACAUACAAAGCAAAGUAUCCCAUCGUGGGAUACACAGCGUCACGCAUCCUCAACGAGGACGGAAGUCCCAACGAAGACUUCAAACCGGAGGACCAGCCGCACUUCCGGAUCAAAGAUGAGUUUUAAAUCUCAUUUCCUCCGUUUGUACAAUUAUUAUUAUUUCAGGAAGGAGUUUUGUUUUGUUAUCUCUUUGAAUAUUUUCUCUUUACUUGAUCAGAAUCAGAAUCAAAUAAAUGUAAUAAAGGUACAAGAGGAGAAGAAAAUACAUAUGACUGAACUGAAGCUGUGGGAGCUUUAAUGCACACAGCCCCUAAGAAACCAUUUCAAUACAUGUUAUAUCUUUUUUAAGGACAUAAAUAUAAAUAUAUAUUAAUAUUAAAUUAUUCAGUUCUUAUCUAUUGAACUUUCAAAAACAGAGUGGGAUGACAUGUUUUUUUACCUUCAUAAAGCUGCAGUUUUAUGAUGCUGUUCUACAUUUGUCAGAAAUGAAGUUAAAACAUAAACAGAGUAUUUGAUUUAUUUGAUAGAGAAAGACAUGAAGAAGUUAAAUGUGAUAUUUUGUCAUUGUGUGAUUAAAAACUGUGAAUCUGCAGCUCUGUGAAUGUUUACAUGAUCAGAAUCAGUCCAUGUUAUUUAAACCUGAUUUUUGUUUUUCUACAAUUAUCAUUAAAGUCCUUAAAUCAAAUAAAAGUUCUCAAGGUUUGUCUCACUUGACUCUUCCAAAGAAACAU